AUGGAUAUCCUACAGCGCCUCGCUCGCUUUCUCGACCGCCCGCUCUUCCCGUGGAAGAAGGUCAUCAUCGGCUUCUCGGUGGGGCAGUACCUGUUCGAGGAGUUCCUCUCCCUCCGCCAGUACCAGGUCCUCAAGAACACGAAGCCCCCCAAGGUCCUGCAGGCCGAGGUCUCGCAAGAUGUCUACGACAAGAGCCAGGAGUACGGCCGCGCCAAGGCCAAGUUCGGCUUCGUCAAGGGCCUAUGGGGUCAGAUCCAGAACAUUGCAUUCAUCCACUACGACGUACUCCCUAAGCUGUGGGCUUGGACCGGUCAACUGCUCCUCAACUUCGCUCCCGCUCGCUUCUCUGGCGAGAUAUCCCACUCGAUCGUCUUCGUCCUGUCCUUCAUUCUGAUUCAACAGGCCCUGUCCUUGCCCAUGUCGGUAUACCACACCUUUGUCCUGGAAGAGAAGUUUGGCUUCAACAAGCAGACCCCGAAACUGUUCAUCACGGAUAUGCUCAAGUCCAACAUGCUCGCCUUCAUCCUGACCCCUCCUAUCCUUGCCGGCUUCCUGGGUAUCGUCAAGAAGACUGGCAACCAGUUCUUCUACUACCUCUGGCUCUUCGUUGCUGGCCUGCAAGUCUUCAUGAUUACCGUCUACCCCAUCGCCAUCCUGCCGCUGUUCAACAAGCUUUCGCCGCUGGAGGAGGGCAAACUCAAGACUGACGUGGAAGGUCUCGCCAAGAAGCUCAAGUUCCCGCUGCACGAGCUUUUCGUCAUUGAUGGUAGCAAGCGUAGCGCCCACAGCAACGCCUACUUCUUUGGUCUGCCCUGGAAGAAGCACAUCGUCAUCUACGACACCUUGAUCGAGAAGAGCAAGGAGGAGGAGGUUGUUGCCGUCCUCGCCCACGAGCUGGGUCACUGGAGCCUCGGCCACACCACUCGCCUUUUCGGCAUCUCUCAGGUUCACGUAUUCUACAUCUUCUUGCUGUUCUCGGUCUUCAUCAACAAUGCCUCCCUGUACGCGGACUUUGGUUUCCUCAAGGAGCGCCCUAUCAUCAUCGGCUUCCUCCUGUUCUCCGACGCCCUUGCGCCCAUGGACACCAUCAUCAAGCUGCUCAUGAACAUCAUCAGCCGUCGUUUCGAGUUCCAGGCCGACGAGUUUGCCCGCAACCUCGGCUACAAGGCCGAGCUUGCCGCGUCGCUUAUCAAGCUCCAGAUCCAGAACCUCAGCACCAUGGAUGCCGACUGGAUGUACGCUAGUUACCACUUCUCGCACCCCAUCCUGUCGGAGAGACUGAAGGCGCUCGACUGGACACCCACCGGCAAGAUUGUCGAGGAGAAGCCCGAGGCAGAGAAGGCAGAGAAGGCUUCGGGCAGGGAGUUGUAG
This is a messenger RNA of Neoarthrinium moseri, 1371 nucleotides long. RefSeq lists its product as uncharacterized. The record is from RefSeq and is a predicted model, not a curated record. Bases 1 to 1371 code for a protein of 456 amino acids. Gene Ontology annotation, molecular function: metalloendopeptidase activity. Lineage: Eukaryota; Fungi; Ascomycota; Sordariomycetes; Amphisphaeriales; Apiosporaceae. Gene Ontology annotation, biological process: CAAX-box protein processing. The transcript is spliced from 3 exons. Gene Ontology annotation, cellular component: endoplasmic reticulum membrane.